UCUUCUUUUAACUUAUCAUAUAUUACCCUCCCUUCUUCUUCACAACUACUUCUGCUAUCUUCAUAUUUUUUCUUAAAAUUCCUCCAAUCCUCCUCACUUCUUCAUAGUUUUAGCAUCAGAUUACAGUGUUAGAGAUGAAGUUCGGGAAAAGUCUGAGUAAUCAGAUCGAAGAAACAUUACCAGAAUGGAGAGAUAAGUUUUUGUCAUACAAAGAUUUGAAGAAAAGGUUGAAAUCUAUUGAUCCUAAAUGUAAUGGAACUGCUGAAACCAGGUCUUCUAAAAGACCUAAGUUUUCUGAUAAUGGUGAAAAUAAUAAUGGUGGUGAGAUUGUUGUUGUUAAUAAUAAUAAAGAUAUUAUGAAGGGAAUUAGCCGAGAAGAAAUUGAUUUCAUUAGGUUAUUAGAAGAUGAACUUGAGAAAUUCAAUUGGUUUUUUGUUGAUAAAGAAGAAGAAUACAUCAUCAGAUUAAAGGAGUUGCAAGACAGAGUUGCAAAAGCAAAGGAAUCUAAUGAUGAAUUGAUUAAAGCAAGAAAAGAGAUUGUUGAUUUUCAUGGAGAAAUGGUUUUGCUUGAAAACUAUAGUGCCCUCAACUAUACUGGCUUGGUGAAGAUACUGAAAAAGUAUGAUAAGCGUACAGGGGCUCUCAUUCGUUUGCCCUUCAUCCAGAGGGUUUUGCAGCAGCCAUUCUAUACCACAGACCUACUUUACAAAUUGAUAAAGCAGUGCGAAAUAAUACUUGAUCACCUCUUUCCCAUCAACAUCGUGCCCUCAAUUCCAACAUCUGAAAUCGCUGAUACUAAUACAGAUUGCACCACUGCUCCUACUCCUGCCACAACUGUUGUUCCCACCCCCACAGAGAAAGAAGGUUCAUUGCUCAGAGGACCAAAGGAACUAGCAGAGAUUGAGUACAUGCAAAGUUUGUAUAUGAAGAGCACUAUGUCAGCAUUGAGGGUCUUGAAGGAAAUAAGAAGCGGAAGCUCAACCAAGAGCGUAUUUUCAUUGCCACCAAUGCAACCUUGUCCGCUGGAAGAAACUUGGAACAAAGUACCUGUUCUUGAACAAACAGCAAAGUAGUUUUUAUUUAUCUGAUCAAAUAUCUUUGAAAAGUAGAUACUUAACACGGGUGGAUGUAUUCUUAAUCUUUUUGUUUUUCUUCCUGUAAAGGUUAUUUGCUCAUGUAAUAAUUUGGUUAAGGGACGGACUGUCUUAGCUAAAACUUGAGCAGCAUAACCUUUGGUUGUUCACCACAGAAUACUUUGGUUCUUUUUACUUGUACUAGAAAUACCAACACAGAUGUAAAGUGAUUUUAGUUGAAGUUAAUAGUAAUAGAUUCGUGUUUUAACU
Papaver somniferum (opium poppy) is the source of this 1343-nucleotide messenger RNA. RefSeq names its product SPX domain-containing protein 2-like. The coding region runs from base 135 to 1073 and encodes 312 amino acids. Lineage: Eukaryota; Viridiplantae; Streptophyta; Magnoliopsida; Ranunculales; Papaveraceae. The record is from RefSeq and is a predicted model, not a curated record. Gene Ontology annotation, biological process: cellular response to phosphate starvation. The transcript has 3 exons.